AUGGAGCGUUCAUUAGCGGAUAUACUUAGAGAAGAACGUCAGAUCGGUCACAAAGGAGAUGGUGAUUGGAAAGCAAUUGCUUAUAACACAGCUGCUGCCAUAUUGUCUGCACAAUUUGAUAUUAAAGUAAGUGCUGAUAACAUAAGAAAUCGUGUUAAAACCUGGAAAAGGUUUUAUGGUAUAGUCAGUGAUAUAUUAAGUCAGAGUGGAUUUAAUUGGGAUGCAACAAAGAAGAUGAUCAGUGUAGAUGAAGACAAUGUUUGGGAUGAGUACGUGAAGUCUCAUGAAGAUGCUAGAACUUUUCGAUUUAAAGUGAUUGCAAACUGGGAUGAUAUAGUGGAUUUAUGUGGCAAAGAUAGAGCUACUGGAGAGGGUGCUGAAACAUGUGCAGAAGAUGCUGAGGUUAUGACUCUUGAGAGUGAUCCCAAUAAUAUUGUUGAUUUGGAAAGUGAUACCCAAGGUUUUGAGAGUUGUCAAGUUGAUCAUGUUUCACCCAGCUCUAGUUGUCCGAAGAGAAGAAAUCAAAAUCCUUCUGAUAUUCCCCCACCAAAAAAAAAGGUACAACUAAUAUUCUUGCUGAUUCAAUGGCUAAGAUGGCUUCAUCUUUGGAACACUUUAUCAAUUCUACAACACAAAAGCUUGAUCCAACAUAAGUAUAUAAUGAAGUCAUUGCAAUUCCAAAUCUUAGUCCAGAUGAACAACUAA
This is a messenger RNA of Prunus mume (Japanese apricot), 705 nucleotides long. RefSeq lists its product as uncharacterized. The record is from RefSeq and is a predicted model, not a curated record. NCBI's taxonomy places the organism in Eukaryota, Viridiplantae, Streptophyta, Magnoliopsida, Rosales, Rosaceae.